Molecule: messenger RNA, 636 nt
Organism: Colletotrichum higginsianum IMI 349063
Lineage: Eukaryota; Fungi; Ascomycota; Sordariomycetes; Glomerellales; Glomerellaceae
Product: Nonsense-mediated mRNA decay protein
Exons: 1
Coding region: 1-636 (211 amino acids)
Source: RefSeq, a predicted model, not a curated record
AUGUAUCUUGAACCGAAGUUCCGGCCGUUCCUGGAUUACUGUGCACUGCAGACGACACAGACCAGCUAUCCCUCUACCCUCCUGACGAUCAGGACGGUGGUCCAGUUCGCCGACAUAACUGCCAUUGACGGGAAGGUUUUUUCGGGCGUGCUGCAGACGAGGACGGUGACGGAGCUGAAGGCAGAAGCCACCACAGAACUGCACACCUUCUCUCGACAGACGUUUUCGUGGCAGACUCCGAUACCGAGCGAGACGAAACCGAACGAGACGGAGCCCAGGGCCACAUCGGCGACCAGCGCACGAGAGCCCUCCCCGGAGACGAGCAAUGCGUGGAUAGCCGGGCCCGUGAUCGGCGUCUUGACGGCAAUCCUGCUCGUGCUAGCCGGGCUGUGGUUCCUCCGACGUCGUAGGAGGCAAGGGCUAGAUCGCUCCGCGGCCGGCGAAAACGACGACGGGAAGGAGGAGUUCCUCAAGGCGCAGCUCCAUUCAGACUGUGUCCCGCGGCAGCCCGCGACGGAGCUCGAGGGUUCGUAUCCAAAAACCACGCCCGAGGUUAUGACCAACGAGAUUGCCGCUCAAGAGAUGCCCGUCUCGGAAGGCGGGCAUGUGGAAGGGGUGACGGGGAGAGGCCGAUAG